This is a messenger RNA of Kockovaella imperatae, 1178 nucleotides long. RefSeq names its product putative NADH-cytochrome b5 reductase. Bases 181 to 1062 code for a protein of 293 amino acids. Gene Ontology annotation, molecular function: oxidoreductase activity. The record is from RefSeq and is a predicted model, not a curated record. NCBI's taxonomy places the organism in Eukaryota, Fungi, Basidiomycota, Tremellomycetes, Tremellales, Cuniculitremaceae. The transcript is spliced from 8 exons.
CUUUGAGUCUCCACACUUGAACAACCCAAUUUGCGAGAUUUCUGCUCGCUGCUCGCUGCCUGCCACCCGUCAAUCUGCGGGGCUCCGACAGAUUUCAGUUCCCCAAAAAUGUCCAUUACCAUUGACGUGGCUCAGCCUUUUUGUUGGCCUUUCAGCAUUGUGUAGAGCCCGAGUAAAGCCAUGGACAAGAUCAUGGAAACGCUGGAGAAGUAUCCCAAGGAGCUAGGAGCAGCCAUCGUGCUGCUGUCGAUGGUAGUCGUCCUCGUCACGAGGUCUCUCUCAGCACCUCGUCAGGUCCUCGAUCCUGUCGAGUGGAAGUCGUUCACUCUCGAGGGGAAAGAUAAGCUUUCUCACAACACUGCGAGGUAUCGAUUUGCCUUGCCUAGGCCAACAGACUCGUUGGGAUUGCCGGUUGGACAACAUAUUUCUGUGAUGGCUGAGAUUGACGGCAAGCAAAUCACGAGAUCAUACACGCCAGUCACGCUCGAUGAGGACAAGGGUCAUUUCGACCUGGUCGUAAAGACUUACGAGAAGGGUAACAUUUCUCGGUACCUCUCUCUCUUGACUAUCGGCCAACAAGUGAAGAUCAAGGGACCAAAGGGAAAGUUCAAGUACGACCGACAUGUGGCUCCGCAUCUGGUGAUGAUUGCCGGUGGAACCGGGUUAACGCCAAUGUACCAAAUCUUGAAGACCGCCUUGAAAGACCCACAGGACAGGACAAAAAUCUCUCUGAUCUACGCCAACGUCGAGGAGGAUGAUAUCUUGCUCAGAGAAGAUUUGGAAAAGCUGCGAGAUGAAUCCAAGGGAAGAUUUGAGCUCAUGUACGUCCUCAACAACCCGCCUCAAGGAUGGACAGGGGGCGUAGGCUUUGUGACGAAGGAGAUGAUCGAAAAGUGCAUGCCAGAAGGAGGAGUCGGAUCACCUGAGCAUGGAGUUGGACACAAGGUCCUCAUGUGCGGCCCGCCUCCCAUGAUGAACGCGAUGAAGGCUCAUUUGAAAGAGAUUGGAUAUCCAGCACCGAGAACGGUCUCAAAACUUGAAGACCAGGUUUUCCUGUUUUAGCGAUCGAGGUUCGUUUCGCCAACCUCCUGCAUCAUUCAAUCACGAAUGGAACAUAUGUAGAUGCGACCAUGGCCAGACGACGGAGUCAUGGACAUCAUGCACGAUAAUAUUCACUG